This is a messenger RNA of Ilex paraguariensis (yerba mate), 543 nucleotides long. The record is from the annotation of a GenBank genome assembly. NCBI's taxonomy places the organism in Eukaryota, Viridiplantae, Streptophyta, Magnoliopsida, Aquifoliales, Aquifoliaceae.
CUAUUCAAUGGUUGAGAUUAUCAAGUCUAAUUUUUAAGUCCAUUUAACAUUACUCAAAAAUAAAUGUCUCUUGCCUUUCUCUCUCUUGUACUUAACCACCCUUAUUUGCUUCAUUUCAUACCCAGCAAUGGCUUCAACACUUGUGGAUCCCACUGAAGGAUUCAUCUCUCUCCCACUGAAAGAAUCAAAUUUCGAAAUCCAAAGGCCAUAUAACUUGCCAAUAGAUCAACGAUACAGCUUCAUUGAUGGGGUUCGCAAGUUGUGGGUUUAUAAGACUGAUAAGCCUCACAAGCCUACCAGUCCAACUCAUCCACGUACAGAGAUCCGCAUACGUGUAAGCACUGCAUAAUUUUUUUUUGUUUUCUUUUGGUUUUUCAACAAUCAGCCAAACUUGAUAUAUAUUAAUCACACGUAGCAUUGUUAAUGGGUCGUGUUGUUUUGUGUUUUUUUUUAUAUCCCAGCCAUAAAUCAUCGUAGUAUUCCUUGUUUCUGUACUGGACUAAUGGUGGACCUUGUACAUAAUUUGUAUAGUACAUCUAUGAG